Trachemys scripta elegans is the source of this 2154-nucleotide messenger RNA. RefSeq names its product E1A-binding protein p400-like. NCBI's taxonomy places the organism in Eukaryota, Metazoa, Chordata, Testudines, Emydidae. The transcript is spliced from 10 exons. Bases 171 to 1463 code for a protein of 430 amino acids. The record is from RefSeq and is a predicted model, not a curated record.
UAUAAUGUUUUUAAUAUUUUCAAAAGGCUCUUAGCGUUGAACAGAGAAAAGAGGACCUUGGAAAAUAUGCACAAGAGGCAAGAAUUGAGUCAAGAACUGAAGUAACUUCAGAGUUACGCUGUCCAAGAAGUAUUAAGGCUCCGUCACAGUUAAAGGAAUUGGAUAACAUUAUGGAUCUGCUGACGCCAAUUGAAAAGUAUGCUUUGAAUUACUUGGAAUUAUUUCAUGACUACAAUGAUAAGGGAAAGCAGAAAGUCAAUGAGGAGUCGAAAACUGCAAACAGAGAGUGGGAACUCAAUCAUAUCAAGAAGCUCAAGGAAAAGGAAGAUGAAAUGCAGUGGGAAGAGGAGGAAGAGCUCCUAACCUACACUAGGCAAGAUGCCUACAACAUGGAAUAUGUCUAUGAAGACCCAGAUGGGCAAAUAGAAAGAAUGCCAAUUUGGACUCCUCUUACUCUGCCUCCAGAUCACAAUGACGUCUACAUUGAUUCUGUUACGUGUCUGAUGUAUGAUUCCACACCAAUUUCAGAGUCUAAGCUGCCCCCUUUGUAUGCCAGGAAGGAGAGUAAGCAAUUCCGAAUGGAUCCAUCUGCUGCAGGUAGGAGGAAUAAACAUCGUCAUGGAGAGAUGGCUAUUCCUCGGUCACUUUUUCACCGAGCGACUCCAAGAAUGUUGAAAAUGCGUCGAAAGGGUAACAAGCAGAAGACCAUCCUGCUGAAACAGCAAACAUAUGUCACAAAACCUUUGCCUGCUGUUGUCAAAAAAGCUACUGAAGCUGGCCGGGCAGCAGCUGGACAGGACAAUCCUGAGUGGCUGAUUAGUGAAGACUGGGCGCUGCUACAAGCAGUGAAGCAGUUACUGGAGCGUCCUUCAAAUCUUGCCGUCAUGUCACCAGUGCACACACCCAAUUGGGAUCUCGUUAGUGACCUUGUUAAGUCCUAUAACCAAGUUUAUCGCUCACCAAAACAAUGCCAAAAUCGAUAUGAAAAUGUUAUUAUUCCAAGAGAGGAAGGAAAGAACAUCAGUAGUCACCCUGUUUGUACCAGACAGAUCUAUGCUGAAGACCAGAAUGCUGCACACAUGCAACUUUACAUGAGUCACUUUGAUUUAAUGAAAAAGAUAGCAAGAAAAAGAAGUCCCUCAGUUAAACCUCUGAGCUCAGGCAUUGGAUGUACAUGUCCAUCAGUUUCCAAAACUUACACAUCAAGUAGCUCAGCAACAGAGCCAUCCAUUCCCAGAUUGUUCAAGGCCAAGCUACAGUGUAGAAAAGGUUCAGGCUCAGUCACAGACUGCGGCAGUGUCCCAGUCACCACCUGCUGGUCACCACGCCUGAAUGAUUUCUGCAGCAAUGGCUACAGCUCAGGUGAUCCCCCAGAAGCCAGUAGAGGAACAGGUCCUGACAAUAGUCUCUCUCCAAUCACUGACUCCAGGUGUACAGAACUCAGCAGCCUCAACCAAAAUUAGCAAGUAAAAGUGCACAUGAGGUUACCUACUUUCAUACUGUGAAAGCAUCUCUGAAACCUUGUUGAACUAAUGAUUACAUUAGAAUAAGCAGAAAAGUACAGUAUUUUAUGCUUGCUAAACCAUGACAAUAAAAUCUGCAGGUUGUCCACAUUUUAUUUUCCAAAUGAAGACUGAGCACUUUUUUACAGACAUAAAUGCAAGAGACGUUAUUAGUGAAAUCUGAAAAAAAAAUGUACUCAACAUUGAAAAUGUAUUAAUUGGAAUGUACAGAUAAAAGGUCUGUUAAAAUGAAAUGCUUUCUGCUGACAGAAAAUGACCAUCCUUCUAUACCAAAGCAGUGAAAUUACAGACUAAAUUACAGAGACAGAGGUGUAAUCAACAUGUUCAUCAUUGUGCUAGGCUAUUGUCUCCAGAGCAAUAUCAAAUAAUAGCCAGUUAUUCUUUAAACAGAACUACAUUUUACUAGUGGAGUGUUGCACUGAAUGGAAUGCAGAACAAUGAAAACUGCUGACUUUUUUUGGUUAGAUCUCCUGUAACUGAAUAGCUGUCCUGUUAGGUGUAUGGAAACAAAAUGCAAACUGUAAAUUUUUAGAUGAAUCUUUAGCGCUGUAAAGUAGGAAUUCAGUGAACACUGACAUACUGCCUAAACAGUGUAAGUUGAACAAUAAAGUGUCCUUUCUGUUCAUAUAAA